Molecule: messenger RNA, 2458 nt
Organism: Haliotis rubra (blacklip abalone)
Lineage: Eukaryota; Metazoa; Mollusca; Gastropoda; Lepetellida; Haliotidae
Exons: 21
Coding region: 32-2362 (776 amino acids)
Biological process (GO): carbohydrate metabolic process
Molecular function (GO): hydrolase activity, hydrolyzing O-glycosyl compounds
Source: RefSeq, a predicted model, not a curated record
ACUGUCUCGGAGGUGGCCAACAGCGGCCUCAAUGUUAACCAGAAUGGUCAUCAACGUUUACUUCUUUACUCCACUGCUGGUCGGGCUUUGUUAUGCGUCUCUACAGCCAGCUGUCAAGCACAACACAGAGAAGACCGAAAUAACCCUGUCUUUUCCCUAUGUGGCUGGUGUUGAUACGAUUGACCUCUCGUAUACACUCCAUCUUCUGAAACAACAUGUUCAGGCUUCUCACUUGACCAACAGCGUCAGACUGCAUAAACAAGGUGAUGGAUAUUUCACCUACCGGAUUCAAAGCAAGAGGGAAUUCACUGACAAUGAUGUGUUGGACUAUUCGGUUAAGUACUUAUCUGCCACUGGAGAUGUUAUUGGUCAACUUAAUGAUGUAUACUACAUCCCAGCUGCUUCAUCGCUCAGCCCUCGAUUGUACAGACGUGGAACAACCGUUCUUUACGACGAUUUUCACACUAAUCAUCUCGACAGCAACAAAUGGAGACAUGAAAUAACUUGCUUUGGAGGAGGGGGUGGUCAGUUCCAGAUGUACACACCGGAAGCUGCCAACACCUACAUAAAAAAUGGCGUCCUCUAUCUCAAACCGACAUAUACUGUAGACAAAUUUGGAGAAAACUUUCUUUACCAUGGGGAUCUUGAUGUUGCCAAGCAAUGGGGAUCGUGCACAUAUUACAGUGACAACGGAUGCCACCGUCUGGGAUCGAAGAAUGAAAUCCCACCUAUCAUGUCAUCUAAACUCUAUUCCAAGGCUUCCAUCACCUACGGAAGAAUAGAAGUCAUUGCACAGUUACCUAAAGGAGAUUGGUUAUGGCCAGCAAUAUGGAUGCUUCCUCCUAAAAGGCCAUGGAAAUAUGGCGGAUGGCCAGCUUCCGGCGAGAUAGACAUUAUGGAGGCUAGAGGCAACCUCAACCUGAAGGAUAGCAGUGGUAAUAACCAUGGCGCCCAGAACUUCCGGUCUUCGCUCCACUGGGGUGUUUCCGGUCAGCAUCAUAGUAAGGGAUAUGGAAGGGUAAGUGACCCUGGAACAGUAUGGGCUGACCGCUACCACACGUACUCCAUUGACUGGACAUCAGGUCACAUAAGACUAUCUGUAGAUGACCACCCGGUCUUGGCCUGGUCAACACCCUCCCAAGGCUUAUGGGCAUACAGUCACAUGACCGGACACAACAUCUGGGCCAGCGGGGGAAAAGAUGCGCCUUUCGAUGGACCGAUGGGUCUCAUCCUCAACGUAGCUGUCGGCGACAAUAGCGUCUUCUUUUCUGAUUCUUGGCAUAACCCUAAUGGAAAACCGUGGAAGAAUGGAUCGCCUACCUCCAUGGCAGACUUCUGGAAGAACAGGCACCAGUGGCAGCCAACUUGGCAUGGUGAAGACGCUGCCAUGAAGAUCAGGUCCGUCAAGAUGAUACAGUAUCAAAAAAAUUGGAAACAUGAAGUCACUUGCCGGGGAACCGGGGGCGGGCAGUUCCAAAUGUUCACACCAGAACCGGCAAACAGCUACACCAAAAACGGCCUUCUCUACAUCAAACCGACGUUUACGGUAGACAAAUUUGGAGAAAGCUUUCUUCACAAUGGUGUUCUGGAUGUUCGCAAGCAAUGGGGAACGUGUACAUACAUCAGUGACGACGGAUGCUACCGUACUGGAGCCAAAAAUGGAAUUGCACCUAUCAUGUCGGCAAAACUCUAUUCAAAAGCUUCCAUCACCUACGGGAGGGUAGAAGUUGUUGCAAAAUUACCUAAAGGGGAUUGGUUAAAACCAGCAAUAUGGAUGCUUCCACCAACGAGACCUUGGAAAUAUGGCGGAUGGCCAGACUCUGGUGAGAUAGACAUUAUGGAAGCAAGAGGGAACGUCAACUUGAAGGAUAGCAAUGGCAAUGAUCAUGGUGGCCAGUUUUUCCGCUCUACACUUCACUGGGGGGUGUCCGAUCAGCACCGGAGCAAGGGAUAUGGAAGGCAAAGUGCACCUGGGACAAUGUGGGCUGACGAUUUCCACACUUAUUCCGUUGACUGGACAGCCGACCACAUAAGAUUGUCUGUAGAUGACCAUCCGGUCUUGGCCUGGUCAACGCCCUCCCAAGGUGUGUGGGCAUACAGUCACCUGACUGGUCACAACAUCUGGGCAAGCGGGGGCAAAGAUGCGCCCUUUGACGGACCGAUGGGUCUCAUCCUCAACGUCGCUGUUGGCGAUGACGUCUACUUUUCCGAUUCGUGGCACAACGCUAAUGGAAAACCAUGGAAGAAUGGAUCACCUACCGCAAUGGCAGACUUCUGGAAGAACAGGCACCAGUGGCAGCCAACUUGGCAUGGUGAAGACGCUGCCAUGAAGAUCAGGUCCGUCAAGAUGAUACAGUAUUAGACUGCUCUGCGAGACGCUGGAUAAUGUCCUGAUGUACAAAUAGUCCAAACAUAUGGAAUGAUCUUUGUUUAUUUGGAAAUAAAAAUGUUCAUGCUU